AUGACGGCGAGUUCUGCGAGUGAGGCUCAACAUGAGCCGCAGCAACAGCAGCAACAACAGCAGCAGCAGCAGCAGCAGGACAUUGCUGCUUUACAGCAGCAACUGCAGCAGCAGCAAGGUGAGGUAGCAAGACUACAAGAAGAAGCACGUCAAUUACGUAAGCAGCAAGGGAGUAAUUCUGCUGCUAUUGCUGCAGCAACUGCAUCAUUAACAGCAGCACGUGAUCGUGUACAGCAAUUAGAGCAGCAACUGCAGCAGCAGCAGCAACUGCAGCAGCAGCAGCAGCAGGAAGAAGAAGACGAUUUACCCCAUUUCCUUAAAUAUAAACAACAAUUCGAAAAUAUAAUCAAAAGAAAAUUCUACGUCGUCCCUUCCUUCGAGAUUUAUGGAGGAUCUGGUGGUCUAUUUGAUUUCGGGCCCCCUGGGUGUGCACUAAAAAAUCAAGUUGAGAAUUUUUGGCGAAAUAAAUUUAUUAUAGAAGAAGAAAUUCUUGAGAUUUCUUCAACUUGUUUGACUCCCCAUGCAGUACUUAAAUCUUCAGGUCCUAAACAGGAAGGAGUAGCAGCAACAGCAGCAGCAGCAGCAGGUAGCAGCAGCAGCAACAAUAGUAAUGGUACAGAAAAAGAAACGAUUGAGAAGCGUGAUGAAGAAUCGUCAGCUUCAUGCAAAAAAGAGAAACAAUCAAAAAAACAGCAGCAGCAGCAGCAGCAGCAGCAAGUACAGCAGCAGCAGCAGCAGCAGGAAGGAUUAGGACAUUUACGUCCUGAGACAGCUCAAGGUAUAUUUGUAAAUUUUCGUCGUUUAUUUGAUUAUGUUGGAGGAAAAAUACCAUUUGCUUGUGCACAAAUAGGAAUUGGAUUCAGGAACGAAAUAUCCCCAAGAAAUUAUUUAUUAAGAACAAGAGAAUUUUUUAUGGCAGAAAUUGAACAUUUUUGUAGCCAACAAGGAAAAAAAAAAUAUUAUAAAUUUAAUUCUAUUAAACAUUAUUAUUUACCAUUAUUUAGUGCUAAAGAUCAAUUAGGAGGAGCAGGAUCCAGUGUGGGAUCGGGAUCGGCAUCCGAAAAUUUGGGAUCGGGAUCGGGAUCGGGAUCGAGUGUGGUGUCGGGGUCGGGAUCGGGAUCGGGAUCGAGUGUGGGGUCGGGGUCGGGAUCGGGAUCGGGAUCGAGUAUUGUAUGCGGAUUUGGAAAUGGUCCUCGUUGGUAUUUAAGACGAUUAGAGGAUGCAGUAAAUGAUGGUAUAAUAGAUAACGAGACAUUAGCAUAUUAUUUAUAUAAGACUUAUUCUUUCCUUAUUUCUCUUAAUAUACCUAGUAAAUAUAUUAGAUUUAGGCAACAUUUACCAUCAGAAAUGGCACAUUAUGCUGCUGAUUGUUGGGAUGCAGAAGUAUUUACUUCUUAUGGUUGGAUCGAAGUUGCUGGACAUGCUGAUCGAGCUGGUAUACCUCAUAAACCCUAA
This is a messenger RNA of Eimeria maxima, 1455 nucleotides long. Its product is annotated as glycyl-tRNA synthetase, putative. NCBI's taxonomy places the organism in Eukaryota, Apicomplexa, Conoidasida, Eucoccidiorida, Eimeriidae. The transcript has 3 exons. Gene Ontology annotation, cellular component: mitochondrion; cytoplasm. Gene Ontology annotation, biological process: mitochondrial glycyl-tRNA aminoacylation. Bases 1 to 1455 code for a protein of 484 amino acids. Gene Ontology annotation, molecular function: glycine-tRNA ligase activity. The record is from RefSeq and is a predicted model, not a curated record.